This is a messenger RNA of Phalacrocorax carbo (great cormorant), 4635 nucleotides long. The record is from RefSeq and is a predicted model, not a curated record. Lineage: Eukaryota; Metazoa; Chordata; Aves; Suliformes; Phalacrocoracidae.
CGCCGCGCGAGGGGCGGCGGGGGCCACGCGGGACCGGGCCGGCUGCGGGGGGGGCGGUACGUGCCAAACCGCACGCGGCGUCUGCAUCCCCCACCCGCUCCCCCCCCCCCCCCCCGAUUGCGCGCGGGGGUACGCGCGGGGGUGCGGGCGCGCGGGGGUACUCGCGCGUGGGCGCGCGUUCUCGCGCGGGCGUGUUCGUGUGUGCUCGCGUGGGUGUGCGCGUGUGCGCUCACGUGCGCGUCUGUCCGGGCGUGUGCGUUCACGUCGGCUUCCGCUCGCGCGGGUGCUCGCGUGUGUUUUCACGUGGGUGUUCACGUGCGCGUUUCGGCGCGUGGCAGCGCACACACGGGUGUCCCUGUUUCGGCCGUUUGUAUCCGCGGGCUCACGCGGGUUUUGGCGACUGGGCCACGCGCGCGCGCGUGUGUGCUUGUAACGUUGUGCUCACGCGGGUCGCGUUGGUGGUCACGCGUGGCACGGCAGCCGCCCGCGAGCGCGUGCAGAGCAGCGCCUCUGCAGAAGCGGGCGCCUGCUUGUGCACAGGGGUGGCGCGCGCGGGCACACGCGGGUGCGCGGCUGCACCUGUGUGUGUGAACAGGGCUGUGCACGCGUGUGCACCGCCGCGCGUCGGCUCUCCGUGGGCGAGUGUGGGUGUGCGCGCAGGCGGCACGGCUGGGCUGGCACGCGUGUAUAAACACGCAUGCCGUGGUCGUGCGGGUGCAUGGGGUGUAUGUGUGUGUGGGUGCGUGUCCCUGUCCCCGCACCGCCCGCGCCCCCCCAGCCCCUCACCCAGGCCCUCCCCCGCCGCUCGCUGUCGGGGUGCCCCGGGGGGGCUGUUGCGCGGACCCGCCCCCCGUGGGAGUGGGGACCCGCCCUCCGCCCCCGCCGCCCCCCCGCAGCCCCCCCGCAGCCCCCGCGCAUCACCUGAAACCGCCGCGGUGUCGGGUUCGCGCUGGCGGCGCCGGCCCCCGCGGGGGGGGUCACGGGCGGCCCGGCGCGGACGCGAUGCCCCCCGGGGAGGGGAACACGGGGGGACACCGGCUCACAGCACCGGAGUGAGUGGGGCACAACGACACCCCCCGUCCUCUGGCCUUGCCUCAGUUUCCCCUGUGUGCCCCCGCGGUGCUCCGCGCUAAGGGAGGGGCUCGGGGGGGGGCGCCCACUCGCCCCACGCAGGUCCGCGGGGGGACGCGCCCCCCCCCCCGAGCCCCCCCACGCCGUCCCCCUUUGGGGUGGGGGAGCCCCGUGUGUGUCCCCGUCCCCAGCUGCAGGGCCAGCCCUGGCCACUCUUGAUUGACAGCUCCCGCGCCCGAUGGCCGCGCCGGUCCCGCGGGGGCAGCCAAUCCCCGCAGGCGGGGGGGCGGGAGGAGAUGCUGCCCCCCCCCGGCCUCUCCAUCCCCCCCGCGCUGCCGGGUGUCUCUUUCGCAGGUGGCACCAUGGGGACAGGCUGUGCUGCUGUGCUUGGGACUCAUCCUGCCAGCGCUGAGCACCCACGCCAGCCGGCCCUGGCAUCGCGCUGCUAAGAGGGAGCAGUACCCAAGCCUGGGCAUGUGCUGCUGGAUUAUGCCAUGUCACCCCCUGGCCAGCGGGCAGCCCCAGCCCUGUGAGGACGCAGCCAGCCCUGAGCCAGACAUCAGGACGCCGGGGUGCCCAGCACUGCCAUGGCCCAGGGCUGGGACACGGCGCUGUCGGGGAUGACUGCAGGCAGCCGGUCGCGGAGCUCCAGCAGCGAGGCCAGCCUGGCUCCCUGCUGCCUCCUGAGCAAGCAGAGCCGCCUGCUCAAUGGAGCCAUCCAGGGCAGCCGUGCCACCUCCCCCAUGGGCCGCGUCAUCCUCAUCAACACCCCCAUCGAAGCCAGCAGCAACGAGAGCAACGUCAUCAAUGCCAUCACAGUAGAGAAGAGCGUGGAUGGCAAGCUGGGCUUCAGCGUCCGUGGCGGCUCUGAGCAUGGGCUGGGCAUCUUUGUCAGCAAGGUGGAGGAGGGCAGCACUGCUGAGCAGGCCGGGCUGUGUGUUGGUGACAAGAUCACGGAGGUGAACAGCGUGAGCCUGGAGAACAUCACCAUGAGCAGCGCUGUCAAGGUCCUCACUGGCAACAACCGCCUCCGCAUGGUGGUCCGGCGGAUGGGCCGUGUGCCAGGCAUCAAGUUCUCCAAGGAGAAGACGGCAUGGGUGGAUGUGGUGAACAGGCGGCUGGUGGUGGAGAAAAGUGGCUCGACGCCAUCAGAGAGCGGCUCCGAGGACGGGCUGCGGCGCAUCGUCCACCUCUAUACCACCUCUGACGACUACUGCCUGGGUUUCAACAUCCGCGGUGGCAGGGAGUUCGGCCUCGGCAUCUAUGUCUCCAAGGUGGACCCCGGGGGGCUGGCAGAGCAGAACGGAAUUCGGGUGGGAGACCAAGUCCUUGCAGCCAAUGGAGUCAAGUUUGAAGACAUAAGCCAUAGCAAGGCAGUGGAGGUGCUGAAGGGGCAGACCCACAUCAUGCUAACUAUCAAGGAGACUGGCCGGUUCCCUGCCUACAAGGAGAUGGUGGCCGAGUACUGCUGGCUCAGUCGAUUGACCAACGGGCAGCUGCAGCAGCUGUCUCAGGCCUCAGAGACCAGCUCCUCCAUCUCCUCCUACUCCUCGGGGCCAGCGCCAGGGGCAGUGAAUGGGCUGGGGAUGGCCACCACAGGCCUCCCCACCCGCACCGUGGAUGUGGCCAUCUCCACAGAGGACGGGCCACGGCGAGGCUGGGCGCGGGAGCGUGCCGAGCGGGCCAUGCAGACCGAGCCAGCCGCCGAGGGGCUGCCGGAGACACGGCGCAUGGUGCGGCCCCCCGAGCUGCUGCGGGACACGGCCAUCCGGGGCCAGAGCACCCGUGAGCCCCCUGGCACUCACCCACGCCGCACCUUCGCCCACUCGCCCAAGACGGCACUGCUGCUGGCGCUGAGCCGCCCCCGGCAGCCCAUCACACGCUCCCAGAGUGACCUCACCGUCGCCGAGGAGAAGCGGAAGAAGGAGAAGCCGGAGGUACAAGGUACACGGGGGGCCCCCCCAGGGCUGCACCGCUCCAAGACCCUCGUCAACCUCUUCUUCAAGGGUGGCCGUGCCACCAGCCAGAGCUGGGCCCCACCCAGCCAGGAGCCCCCCACCUCCGACCACCGAGCACGUGCCAAGUCCCCAGGGCGCCCUGAUGGGGACAGAGUAGGCGCUGUGCAGAAGUUUGUCAUCCGGAGCCUGAAGCGGGAGAAAAGCCAGCGUGCCAGCAUCCUAGGCCCAGUGGGCAUCGCUGCCCUGCAGCCCAACAGCAACCCCGAGGCCCGGCUCCCACAUAUCCAGGACACUGCUGCACGCCUCCUCAGCCCCGACGAGGUGACGGCUGUGCUCCGCCACUGCUCCCGGUACUUGCACGAGGGCAGCGUGGAGGAUUUGGUGCAGCCACUGCUGGCCAUUCUAGACCGGCCUGAGAAGGUCCUGCUGCUGCGGGAUGUGAGGAGUGUGGUGGCCCCCACUGACCUGGGCCGGUUCGACAGCAUGGUGAUGCCGCUGGAGCUGGAAGCCUUUGAUGCCCUGAAGAGCCGCUCAGUGCGCUCGCCUGCCCUCCGCCCAGCCCACCAUGACAUCCCUCCCAAAAGACACCUCAUCACACCUGUGCCUGACUAUCGGGGUGGAUUCCUGCUGAAGCCGGCAGGGGCCCCAGAACCGGAGGAAGCUGGGGGGCUGCAAGCAAGCCCAGCCCGGACACAAGCCUCCCCCAGCCCCCGCUGGCUUCACCCACGCACCUACACCCCGCUCCCUGACGUGCCAGUGGAUGCUUAUGCCUGCACCAGCCGCCCCCCACCUGCUGCCAGCCGCCAGCCCCCCAACUGGCUGCUAGCUGAGCCCCUCCUGGGCGAGGGGCGCGGGCACUCACACAGCCCCCAACCCACCCGGCGCAAGGAGCCCCCCGGGUUGGUGCCUGAUCGAGGGGCUGACAUGCUGGGGAAGCCCUGGCAGGCACCACCCCGCCUUGCACCCCUCUUUGGGAGGCCAGGGGGUGAGGCAGGAGCUGGGGUGGCCACCAAUGGCCCUGGGGAUGCUGGCAGAGAAGAGGAGGAAGAGGAGUACCGGUUACUCACUGUCACCCUCUCCAAGCUGAAGCACUCGCUGGGGAUCAGCAUCUCCGGCGGCAUCGAGUCAAAGGCACAGCCAGUGGUGAAGAUUGAGAAGAUCUUCCCUGGGGGAGCUGCCUUCCUCAGUGGUGUCCUCAAGGCCGGGCAGGAGCUGGUGUCAGUGGAUGGGGAGAGCCUGCAGAACAUCACCCACCAGCGGGCUGUGGACAUCAUCCGCCAGGCCUACCGCAACAAAGCCAAGGAGCCCAUGGAGCUGGUGGUACGGGUGGCUGGAGUCCCCCCAGAGUGAUGCUGCACCCCUGCUUCGAGGAUCUGUCCCAUGCUCUAGAGGAGCUGAAUAGCUCAUUCCAGCAUCGAGCUGUGGCCAGUCUCAACACAGGCAGAGGGCAUGACAACCAGAGCCGCCCCACAGGUACAGAGGAGCUGCCCGCAGCAGGACCCGAGGCAGGGGGCAAGGCUGGCAAGAUGGGAGGGGGACAGGCAGCCCCAAACCCUGCUCUGGACAGAUGGACACAGCCCUGAAAAAAACACAGCCAGGGGCUUGU